Oncorhynchus gorbuscha (pink salmon) is the source of this 2758-nucleotide messenger RNA. RefSeq names its product class E basic helix-loop-helix protein 41-like. The record is from RefSeq and is a predicted model, not a curated record. The transcript is spliced from 5 exons. Gene Ontology annotation, biological process: regulation of transcription by RNA polymerase II; circadian regulation of gene expression; regulation of neurogenesis. Gene Ontology annotation, molecular function: RNA polymerase II cis-regulatory region sequence-specific DNA binding; DNA-binding transcription factor activity, RNA polymerase II-specific; protein dimerization activity. NCBI's taxonomy places the organism in Eukaryota, Metazoa, Chordata, Actinopteri, Salmoniformes, Salmonidae. The coding region runs from base 200 to 1495 and encodes 431 amino acids. Gene Ontology annotation, cellular component: nucleus.
GACCGGAGUCGCGCGUGCGCUGUGCGCUCUCGUACAAACGACUCGCAAAGUGGCAGUUCAGGAAACUAGACAUCAUUCUAAAGUGCAGCACUAUUCAGAACACUCGCCGUGCAACAUCUUCCCAAAAGCUUCUCUGCCUGCUGGUUUUGGAAUAAGACACAUUGUAAAGACAAAGAGGAAUACCAACAAGAGACAAGUUAUGGAUGAAAAAAUCUCGCGUCUGCAGGACAGGCAAUUUAUGGAUCAUGCUGAUUUCUUAGGGGUGGAAUACUCCUCACUCUACGUGUGUAAAUCGAAAAGAGGGCUGAAGCGCGAAGAUGGCAAGGACGCGUACAAGUUACCACACCGAUUGAUAGAGAAGAAGAGGAGAGACAGAAUCAAUGAGUGUAUCGGACAGCUGAAGGAUUUGUUACCCGAACAUCUCAAACUGACAACGCUCGGGCAUUUGGAGAAAGCAGUUGUUCUUGAGUUAACUUUGAAGCAUUUAAACGCUUUGACUGCAGUCACUGAGCAGCAGCACCAGGAGAUUCUGGCUUUUCAGAAUGGGGAUCUAUCGAUGAAAGUGCCCAUUCGCGCUGAUUUGGAUGCGUUCCACUCGGGGUUCCAAGCGUGUGCCAAAGAGGUCCUGCAGUACCUAAACAAGUUGGAGAACUGGAAUGCAUGUGAGCAGCGGUGCGCGCAACUAAUCAGCCACUUGCACAAAGUAUCGGCGCAGUUUCAGCCUGGUACGCCACUGCUCCAUCCCCAGCUACCUGCCAGAGACGCGCUCGACCGCGAUGGCCAAAAACCAGACAGCCAAGCCGGACAUGACCGCGUAUCAGUCAUACAGAGGAGCCAUGGAGAGCUUAACGAGAAUGACACAGACACAGACAGUGGAUACGGGGGUGAGGCGGAAAAGAAUGAUGGGAAGAAAGGAUGUGAACGGAGCAAACUGCAGGGGCCCAAGGCAGUAAAGAUAAAGCAGGAGUUCGAGGAUGACCGCGCUGCCAAAAAAACAAAGAUGAACUGGGCUGGAAACUGCACGACAAGCGCAGACAUGACCACCAGACCUGAUCUGGUCUUUAUGAAUUCGUUGAUGGGAAUAACUGGCGUGGGACAGCAGACUCCCUUUUGCAUGCCCUUUUACUUCAUAAACCCCUCGGCGGCAGCGUCCUACAUGCCUCUAUUUGACAAAAGUAACCUAGAGAAGUUUGUGUACCCAGCUGCGGCAGCGGCCACGAUCUCAUCUCAGUUUCACUGGUUAUACCCCAGCCUCAACUCACAUGGGUCGGCAGCUGCGGCCUCAACAGCCGGUGUUUUUUCCCGCAUGUCGACAGAGAAGAUCUCUGGAUUCGGUUCCGAUUCCAAGGACUCUCCCUCCGACGACAGUGACAUGUCAAACGUGGCGGAGCCGGGCUCACCUGAUGAGAGGGAGGACAAUCUUGAGAACGAUGAAGAAGAUGAUGAUAAGGAAUUAGGGGAUGAGUCCCCAGACAAUGAAAAUGACAGUACAUAAUUAAGAUUUUGAGAUUUUGUUUUCUUUCUUGUAAAAACUGGCUAAUUGAACUGUGUAUGUGUUAGGCUUAAAAUGCACAUCAAUUUAUGUUGUUUACGAUUCUCCGACAGCUGUCUGUUUUUACCUUAUUUUCGUAUUUUCAAUAGAUUUGUAUUGAUAUAGGAGUUUCGAGACCAAUUUCACAGUUAAAAUGCUCCUGUAUCUUGGCCAAGCAGGGGGAAGUUGUGACAGUGUGUGCCUUUUGCACUUAAUGCAAGAAUAAUCUGAAUGUUAAUCGACAAUGAUUGACACUAACAACAUGUACACAUCUGUUAUUACUAAAAUCAUAGGUUGUAUUGAGCUGGGGUUUUUCCAUUAACACAGCCUUUUAAACUGUGAAUAUCAGUGCCAAAACAUCAAGACAAACAAUCUGCUUAUAAGCAAUAUUGCCCUCUGAUCCCCAAUCAGCUAGUGACUUUGGAUGUAGGAUGUUGCAACUGACCUACGCCAAGGUCAACAAUGCAGGUCAACAUUGCAGGUCAACAUUUCUGACUCUGACUGUACAGUAUGACUAAUUGUGAUAGGUGUGAUUUGAUCUAUUUCCUUGUUUCUGCACUAAAUUGGCCUCUGUAUAAAGUGCUUGAGAAAGUUACUUAGGUACUUCAAACCGAGAUGUCCACCUUGGAUCACAGAUAAACCCUAACUGGACAAAUGAUUUACUUCAUAUUAUGUAACUCCCUCUCCAUGCCAACACAUUUGGAUUAGUUUAUUUAGUCUUUUGGAAUUUGCAUUAACCCCCUCCAAUACAUUUCACUGACUGCUGAUAUUUCGCAUAAUAUUGAAAGGAAGCACAUCAUUGGAAGAUGCUGUUUUAUGACAAUUGACAAUUAUAUCCCUGAUUGGUUGGCAUCUCUGCACACAUAAUGAGACACCCCGUGACCAGUCAGCUAAACCUCCAGCAAAAUUAUACUAGGCACUUUGAUAUUGAAUGUAACUACCUUUGUUUUUCUUAGCUCUGGAAGUUUCAGAGAUAAAGUGCACUUGUUUCUGCCUUUGAAAAACCUCCCCGUUCCUUCCCAACACUCACUUUCCAACUAUUGUAGUGCAUCACUGUAUGUAUUUUUUUUAAAUACAUUGUUCUUGAAGAAAAUCACUAAACUAGAGGGCAGAAACUUAACUCCAGACUGUAUAGACUGUGUGUGUGUUUGAAGAACAAGAUACUAGGCUACUACAGAUCAUGAGGCUUUUUAGUGUUUUUGAAUAAACGUAAACCACUAAUCAUAA